Messenger RNA from Hypoxylon fragiforme, 2379 nucleotides. RefSeq names its product P-loop containing nucleoside triphosphate hydrolase protein. Lineage: Eukaryota; Fungi; Ascomycota; Sordariomycetes; Xylariales; Hypoxylaceae. Gene Ontology annotation, cellular component: cytoplasm; microtubule; membrane. The record is from RefSeq and is a predicted model, not a curated record. The transcript has 3 exons. Gene Ontology annotation, molecular function: GTP binding; microtubule binding; GTPase activity. Bases 1 to 2379 code for a protein of 792 amino acids.
AUGGUAGUUGCAUUCAACACGGAAACCCUUAAUGGGCUUUGUUCAAACGACCAACUCAAACUACUAGAUGCCAUCGACAACCUGCGUCUCCAGGGAAUCGAUCACUACAUAUCCCUACCGCAAAUCAUUGUAUGCGGUGACCAAUCAUCUGGCAAGAGUUCUGUGCUCGAGGCCAUCUCAGGAGUCCCCUUCCCAGUUCAGAGUAACCUCUGCACCCGAUUUCCUACAGAGCUUGUGCUCAGACGCUCGUCUGAGACUGGCGUGACCGUCUCGAUCAUUCCCGAAGAUGGCCUUGUUACUCCAGCUCAAGAUGGUCUUCACGAGUUCCACCAAGGCUUUGAGGGAUUCCCUAGCUUGGUUGAAAAGGCCAAGCUAGCCAUGGGGAUCUCGACAUCAGGCAAGGCCUUCUCAAAGGACCGGCUUCGAGUUGAAAUCUCUGGCCCUGAUCGUCCCCACCUCACCAUCAUCGACAUGCCUGGUCUCAUCCACUCGGAAACGAAGUCACAGAGUGCAGCAGAUGUUGAACUGGUUCGCCAAGUCGUCAAGAAGUACAUGGAAGAACGCAGGAGCAUUAUCCUGGCUGUUGUUUCUGCCAAGAAUGACUUUGCGAACCAAGUGGUGUUGAAUCUAGCCCAAAAGGUGGACAAGCGAGGCAGUCGCACUAUGGGCGUAAUCACGAAGCCGGAUACUCUAGUUCGUGGUUCUGGAAGUGAGCAGCAGUUUAUUUCUCUGGCAGAAAAUAAACAAGUCCAUUUCGACCUCGGUUGGCAUGUCCUGAGGAACCUCGACUCAGAAACUCAGAAGGGAUCGUCGCUCUUGAGCAAUCGCAAUGCGGAGGAAACUCGAUUCUUUUCUCAGGGGGUUUGGAAUACACUCUCGACCUCGAUGCUGGGAAUUGCCGAGCUCAGGAAAAGGCUCAGUGAUGUGUUGCUACAGCAGAUUGCCCUUGAAUUACCGAGCCUGAUUCGUGAGAUUGAUCAAAAGCUGGACGACUCUCGCCGACAAUUGAAGAAGCUCGGGGAACCACGGCUCACCCUUGAAGAGCAACGGCUGCAACUAUUACAGAUUAGUCAAACCCUACAGUCGGUUGUUGAACGUUCCGUCAACGGGACAUACAACGAUUCAUUUUUCAAGGAUGCCGAAACGCCUGAAGGGUACCAACAACGGAUUCGCGCCGUAAUUCAAGCUCUGAACAAGGAAUUCGCGGAAGAGAUUGGGACCCACGGCCACCGACGUGAGAUUAGAAGCAAGACAUCGGUAGCUUCAGUGUCCCCAGAGUAUAUCACCAGGGACAAGUAUCUUGAUCAUGUUCAGAUAAUAAUGCAGAGGACUCGAGGUCGGGAACUACCAGGAAUUUACAAUUCCAUGGCAAUAUCGGACCUGUUUCAUCAACAAUCAUCUCCAUGGGAAUUGAUUGCAAGGAAGCACGUCGAUAAAGCCUGUGAGGCAGUCGAAAAGUUCCUCAGGAUCGCCAUCUCACAUGUUGCCGAUCCAUUUAUCGGCGCUUCUCUGCUUGACAAAGUAUUUCGCCCAGCCGUCGCGAAACUACGCGAGACCGCUCAGAGCAAAACUACCGAGCUGCUUGAUUCUCAUCGACGUCUCCACCCAAUCACCUAUAACCGUGAAUAUGAGGAGACUAUUCAUAAGAUCUGCUGUGGAAAAAGGGAACAGAUAGAAGCGAUUGUCAAGAGCAAUCUUUGUGUAGAGUCUAUAUCGACUGAUAACCUCUUAUCCAUGUAUUCCAAUUACAAUCUCCAAAGGCUUGUUGACGAACUAGCCGAGGCUACUAAACAUGACGUCGGACGUUCCGCAGCCUCUGAAGCGCUCGAUCGCAUGCUUUCUUAUUAUAGUAUUGCCAUGAAGCGUUUCAUUGACAGCAUUGCCAUGGAGGUCAUCGAACGGCAAAUACUAGUGCCCCUCUCUGAGAUCCUCUCCCCUGUGGCUGUCUUCAAAAUGUCACCGCAGCUCGUAGAUUGUGUUGCGGGAGAAUCUCAGAAAAGCCGCAAAGAGAGAAAGGAGCUGAUGAAGAAGAUCGAAAUUCUUCAGGCGGGUCUGAGUACCUGCAAGCAAUUUGCUAGUUUAAGGCUGGAAGAUGAAUCCUCUUCUAAUGCAGAAGAGACCGAAGCUGCUAAUGCAGAAGAGACUGAAGCUGCUAAUGCAGAAGAGACUGAAGUCCAUACAGACUCAGUCAACUCAGCAGAGACACAUCCCGAGACAUAUGCCAAUAUAGAUCCGAGCAAUCGCGAUACUUUUUGGGAAUUUAGCAGCCUUCCAACACCAAAGAAGAAUAAGAAGAGGCAUAUAAUGAUGAAGAAGAAGAUGAAGAAGGCAUAUAUGGGACUUGAGGGGAUGGCUCAGGAAAACUCAGAGCGUGUCUAG